Molecule: messenger RNA, 1374 nt
Organism: Styela clava
Lineage: Eukaryota; Metazoa; Chordata; Ascidiacea; Stolidobranchia; Styelidae
Product: cytochrome b-c1 complex subunit Rieske, mitochondrial-like
Cellular component (GO): membrane
Molecular function (GO): quinol-cytochrome-c reductase activity; 2 iron, 2 sulfur cluster binding
Source: RefSeq, a predicted model, not a curated record
ACAUAUUUCUUUGAAAAUUUAGUUUUGUGUAUAUAUUUAUUUAUUCUAAGAUAUAAAAAUGCUUCCCCUGUUGAUAAAAGGCAACUUUAUGCCUGGAAUAUCUCACACAAUUCAAAUUAUUACCAAGCAAAUGCGACCUUUACCAGCUGCAGUAGCAUUGAAAGCUCAACUACCUGAUGUUGCCCAGAAAGCAGUUACUAAACCACCUUCUGCUGUACCAAUGGCAACUGUUUCUAUUUUUGGGGCUCCUUCAGUAAGAUAUGCGCACACUGAUGCUGCAGUUCCUGAUUUCAGUGCCUAUCGACAGAAACUUAAAGAUGAUGUAAGCGAUUUUAGAAAGACAGAAGAUGAACGGAAGCUCAGAACCAAGACAUAUCAUUAUGCCAUUUCAGCUGGAGUGUGCAUGGGAGGAGUUUAUUUGGCCAAAUCUGCGGUAACUAUGUUCCUUAAAACAAUGAGUGCUUCAGCAGAUGUUCUUGCUCUUGCAUCAAUAGAAAUCCCAUUGUCCGAAGUUCCUGAAGGAAAAAGCAUUACUUUCAAGUGGCGAGGAAAACCUCUUUUUGUUCGCCAUCGGUCUCCUGAUGAAAUUGAGAGAGAAAAAGGAGUUAAUGUUGCAGAGUUGAGAGAUCCACAGCACGAUGCUGAGCGUACUCAGAAGGAAAACUUUUUAGUUGUUAUAGGAGUUUGUACCCAUUUAGGAUGUGUCCCAAUUGCCAAUGCUGGUGACUUUGGUGGUUACUAUUGUCCAUGCCAUGGUUCUCAUUAUGAUGCGUCUGGUAGAAUUCGAAAAGGGCCAGCACCAUUGAAUCUUGAAGUUCCAGAAUAUUCCUUCAUUUCCGAUGAUAUUAUAAAAGUUGGUUAAUGACUUAUGCCUGACCAUUUUUAUACAUCACAUGUUAUUGCGAAGUCAUUUAGUAUAAAAAUAUAGGGAAAUAUUGUCAAAAUAAACCAGGAUUUUGAAUUUUGUUAUAUUUUUGGACUGUUGUAAGUUGUAACUUUAUGUUUCCAAGUAUUAGAAACACCUCUAAUUUAAAUAAAGCUGUUUCAUGGAAUAUUGGUUGUUGAUUCUUUUCAUAUUUCAAAUUAGUUUCAAUUUUGAAUAUUUAUAAUUUCUAUAUUCACUCCUGAAUAAUAUUGUUUUAAAACAACAUUUAAUCGGAAAUUACUGUCUGGAAUAAUGAGAUUAAUAUUGGAGCAAUCUGUUGACUAAAUAUGAGGUUAAAUUAUUUUGCAUAUGAUGUAUGUAUGGAUUAUAUAUGUUCCACUCAAUGAUGUUAUUAACAAAUGUCUUGUUUAAAAUUGGACUUGAAUAUUAGAAACUCUUGACUUUUCAUUAGUGCUUAAUUAAUAUAUUGUUUGUUUUUUGAACGUAGA